AUGAGCGGGGUGCUGUCAGGGGUAACCACAUCUGUCAACCGUUCUUGGCCAAUAAAGAGCGGAGCGAGGCGGACCACAGGUGCGCGCCUCUGCGUCCCCUUGGCACAGCGCCCGGGAGAUGCUGGAGAGAGACGCCGAGCUGCCCCGUGGCGCAAAAGAGUUCCUGUCAAAGGCAGCCUCCUUUUAACUCCACGCAUCACUCCGGCUCGGAUAGUUAUGGCGACCGCAACGUCCAACCACUACAGCGUCCUCAGCACCCCCAGCAGCGCGCCGCCGCCGCACUCGGAGUCCGGGAGCAUGCAGCAGGCGGCAGCGUACAGGGACGCGCACACCCUGCUCCAGAACGACUACAGCACGUUACCGGGCGGUGGACAUCCGCUCAGCCACGCGCACCAGUGGAUAACGGCGCUGUCUCACGGUGACAGCGGGGCGCCGUGGCCGUCGAGUCCCCUCGGAGAGCAGGACGUGAAGCCCGUGCUGCAUGACAGUGACCGAGAGGAGCUGCAGAACUCCAGCAGUCUGCAGCAGCAGCAGCAGCAGCAGCAGCAACAGCGACACCCUCACCUCGCGCACCAGCAGGCGCAUCACGACGCCAGAGCAUGGCGAACCAGCACAGCCAGCACGCACAUCUCCGCCAUGGCGACGUCUGAGGGCCAGAGCCUGGUCUACUCCCAGUCCGGCUUCGGGCUGAUGCCGGGGGGAGAGCAAGGGGGGAUGCACCACCACCCCCUGCGGGACGAGGACCACCACAGCCACAGCCCGCACCUCAGCGAGCACGGAGGCGGCCCCGGGGCCCACCAGCAGUCUCUGUCCCACCACCACCAGCACGGGGGCCACCAGGACCAGUCGGACGAGGACACGCCGACCUCGGACGAGUUGGAGCAGUUCGCCAAGCAGUUCAAGCAGCGGCGGAUCAAGCUGGGCUUCACGCAGGCGGACGUGGGUCUGGCGCUCGGGACGCUGUACGGGAACGUUUUUUCUCAGACCACCAUUUGCAGGUUCGAGGCGCUUCAGCUGAGCUUCAAAAACAUGUGCAAACUCAAGCCGCUGUUGAACAAGUGGCUGGAGGAGGCGGACUCCACGUCGGGGAGCCCCACCAGCCUGGAUAAGAUCGCGGCACAAGGACGCAAAAGGAAAAAGCGGACCUCCAUCGAGGUGGGCGUCAAAGGCGCUCUGGAGAGCCAUUUUCUCAAAUGUCCAAAACCGGGAGCGGCGGAGAUCAACUCGCUGGCGGACAGUCUGCAGCUGGAGAAGGAGGUGGUCCGGGUCUGGUUCUGCAACCGGCGGCAGAAGGAGAAGCGGAUGACGCCGGCCGGGGGACAGAUCCCGGGAGGAGAGGACAUGUACGGGGACACCCCUCCGCACCACGGAGGACAGACUCCGGUGCAGUGA
Messenger RNA from Stegastes partitus (bicolor damselfish), 1392 nucleotides. RefSeq names its product POU class 3 homeobox 2a (gene pou3f2a). NCBI's taxonomy places the organism in Eukaryota, Metazoa, Chordata, Actinopteri, Pomacentridae. Gene Ontology annotation, biological process: brain development; regulation of transcription by RNA polymerase II. The transcript has a single exon. Gene Ontology annotation, molecular function: DNA-binding transcription factor activity, RNA polymerase II-specific; RNA polymerase II cis-regulatory region sequence-specific DNA binding. The record is from RefSeq and is a predicted model, not a curated record. Gene Ontology annotation, cellular component: nucleus. The coding region runs from base 1 to 1392 and encodes 463 amino acids.